AUGUCACUCACAAAUGCUAUCCACGACUCCCUCCCCUACAUUGACGCUGAGCCUACGCCUUCAGAGCGUGCCGCCGCAUUGGCCCUCAUCGUCGAAGAAGUCGGGUCAGAACAAACAGACAGCCACCCCUCCCUACCCCCCUUAGCACCACAGCACUUUUCCCCUCUGAUCGAAUCAGAGCUCCUCCGUAUCGAGAACAAACAGCCCCUCGCGGCCAUUGACCGCAACCGUUACGAAGCUAUCGAGCCGCCUACUACGUCCCCGCACAGCGAUGGAAGGCCUCCAGAAACUUUGAUGGCCUGGAGGGAAGCAUUGCAGAAAGCCUACACGUCACAAUCCUACCUGGUCGGACGAACAACAAAUUUAGCAUUGUUGGAGAAGUACGGGAAGAAUGCCUGGCUGAUUGGGAAUGCACAGCUGGAAGAUGUGUUGAGAGGACUAGAGAUGGAGUUGGGGGAGAGGAAAGCGGAGGUCGAUGGCGUUGUUAUUGAGAGGAAGAAUGCACAGGAGGCUGUGGGUGGUGAGGUAAAGGGCUUGGAGGAGGCAUGGAAGAGGGGCGUGGGUAGGGUGCUGGAGACCGAGGUUGCGGCUGAGGGCGUAAGGAGGGAGAUUUUGGAGCAGAGAAGAGAGGGUGCACGAUGA
Molecule: messenger RNA, 642 nt
Organism: Hyaloscypha bicolor E
Lineage: Eukaryota; Fungi; Ascomycota; Leotiomycetes; Helotiales; Hyaloscyphaceae
Exons: 1
Coding region: 1-642 (213 amino acids)
Biological process (GO): mRNA processing
Cellular component (GO): precatalytic spliceosome; Prp19 complex; catalytic step 2 spliceosome
Source: RefSeq, a predicted model, not a curated record